Lingula anatina is the source of this 3956-nucleotide messenger RNA. RefSeq names its product di-N-acetylchitobiase. Lineage: Eukaryota; Metazoa; Brachiopoda; Lingulata; Lingulida; Lingulidae. Gene Ontology annotation, biological process: oligosaccharide catabolic process. The record is from RefSeq and is a predicted model, not a curated record.
UGAAAGGCGACCACUUAAUAAACAGUAGGGCUUUUUACAAUGCAUUAUCUCCCAGUUAGUGCACUAUGUAACAGGAGGCUAUAGACAGCAUAUAGCAGAGAAUGCUCACAGGUAAUAAUGGCAGUGGAAUAACAGCUGGCAAGCAGGAAUGAGGUCACCUGAGAAGUUAAUUGUGAAGUGACUGAGAGACCAAACACACCUGAAGAGACAAGAAAAAGAGAGUGAGGACUGUACGCUGUUGAUGGAGCCUACCUCUAGGCCACUAUAGUUCUGACUGCAUGCACUGUACAUGUAUGUUUAAUGACUGCCUGUUUAAGUUAUUGAUUCUUGCCUUGCAGUCCAGGUCUUAUUGUCAUAUAUCUCCUACGUGACACUGACAGCCCAUGGGAUGGUAGGUCCGUGGUUGCUGAUAUUAUAGAGGAUAAAGAUUCAUCCAGCAAUGAGGGAUAUUUUACUGAGCCAGGGAUACUGACCAGCUGACCAGAGAAAUGACUAUGUUCAGGACUGCUGUGUUUAGGCUGUAUCUCUUGGGCUCGGCCCUCAUAGUGACCUGUGCCCAGUUUGGGUCUUCCUAUUAUUGUGACAAAACUUACCCAUGUGAUUGCAAGACACUGGAGCAGUGUAAACCUAUAGUGGCCAAUAAGCACAGGAAAGAGGUGAUUGUUUUAGCCAAGGACAAGGAUGUGACUAGUAAAACUUACCUCCACUGGGACUGGAGAAAUAUUACAGUGGUAUACACUGAGAACUUCCAUGACCCGGAGCUGAUGUGCCACGCCCACAAACAGGGAGCCAGAUAUGGACUGAGAUAUGUAUUGAAAAACAUCACAGCAUUUUACGAUACAGAGUUUAGGGAAAACUUCACGAAGGGGUUAAUUUUUCAGUCUCACUGUACGAGGAAUGAUGCGAUAAAUCUGGACAUUGACGUGCCUCUAGCACAAGACUCUAACGAUAGCAGACUUCUAGUUUCUGUUUUGAGAGACAUUAGGAACGGUUUUGAUGAUAUGAUAGGGAACUUUCCAGUUGUUGGGGAUGGGAGUACCACAAAAUGUCAGUUAUCAUUUAGUGUACCUUGGAUGCCUUAUUGUUUUGAUGACAUGUGCUUGCCAGAAGCUGAAAUGGCUGAUAUAGUUGAUCUGUUCAUCAUCAAAUCUGACCACAUUCAUGGCGUACAUGACUGGGGAGGAAACUGCACAGCGGGGGCACAUGCACCAUUUGCACAAAUUUUGUAUGGUUACACCAUGUACAUGUCCGUUAAUAUGCCUGUCAACCAGAUGGUCCUGUCAGUGCCUUGGUACGGAUACAAGUACAGGUGUACAUACUUUGAUCCCAAGACCAACAGAUGUAUUGUUUCUCCAAAACCAUUCCAUGGUGUUAACUGCAGCUAUGCCACUGGCGAGAGGCUGUCACUGGCCAAAAUACUAGCAAUCAAAGUCCAGUAUAACGCCUCCAGACUGUGGCAUUCUGGGUACAGAACACCUUAUUUUAAUUACAAGAAUACCACUGAUGGUUAUAUGUAUCAAGUUUGGUAUGAAGAUGAACAAAGUACCUGGACAAAAUAUGCAUACUCUAAAGAAGCUAAUUUUAAAGGAAUUGCAGUAUGGUAUGGAGACAGCUUAGAAUACAACUCAUCACAGAAAGAAAUCCAAAAUUUCACAUAUCAUAUGUGGGAAGCAGUAGACCUGGUAGAGGCAUACAAGUAUGAGAGUAGAGCAUGUGACGAACAACUCCCAGGUAUGGUAACAGGUAUAGCAGCAUCCAUGUUUUUAUGUGGCACUUUGGUUGGGAUAGGAUUAGGAGCUUUGUUGACAAAAUUUGACAGAAAGAGGAAAAAGACGAUAGCCCAGGAACAGGGAGACACAGACGUAUUAACAGAGAUGAUGGAAACUGAACACAAAACAGACGCAACUAUUCGUGUUUGAUACAGCCAUUGGGACUAGGCCAGAAAAGACGGAUCACAUAAAAAAAGGUUUAUGUUCUUGCUUUUUUCAAAGACUCUUCAAGUUGAGUUGACUUUGUUAAAAGCUCUCCUUUUUUAAGACUCUGAAGUUGAGUUUCCAGACAAGUUGGGUUUACCCAUCUUAGCAGGCUAUCUGCUUGUGUUGAGCUUAUUUAUUUAAGCCGAUGGGAACAACUUGGGACAGUGUUGUGAACAAUUCAUUGAUGCUCUAAGGUCUUUUCAUUGAAUUUAGGUAGAGUAAGUGAUAUUUUAAUGUCUGCUGACAGUUAUGGCUGUUUUUUUUUUUUUUUAAUUAUUAUUAUUAAUUUUUUUUUGUCAUCACAGUGGUUUGAAAGACAUUUAAAGACAUGUUAACACAGAUUUGGAUAGCAGUUCCCAAGGGAUGUCAAUAUUCUACAACAUGGCUGUGUGCCUCUACUCCUGUGUGUUGUUGGCCUUCAAGCUGUCCGGACCACUGGUUACAUGAUAAUCUGUUGGAAUAUAAAUCAGAUGCAUUUUUCUGUUCUCAUGACACAGACAGGGUAUUUUUUAUUGGUUGUGAUUUUUUUCUACUUAUCAAGCCAUUCACUUUUGGGAAAGCAGUUUCCAUAGCUGGAUGAUAUUUGGUACACUGAUACCUACUAUGCUGUGUAAUCUGAACUUUCAUAAACUCUCAUGACAAAAAUUGUCUUUUUUAACAUUUUGGUAUGUGCUUUUUCUUAUUCAAAAUAUUGUGUUCUUAUAUGAUAAUUGAUGUCUUUACUAAAAUAACAUAUAUAUAGGGAUUGCACUAUGAGGUUGCACUUUACAAUAAAUGUCUACAAAAAAAAAAAGAUUCCCCCCCCAUCCAACCCCUUGCUCUGCCUGUUUUUCAGGAUAUUUUUUACAUCUGGUAUAAUUCGAGGGAAUUGCAUUAACAGGUUGCCAGACCUACAUGCUUCAGGGCUUGAAUAGAUGUGUUAUUGUCAACAAAAUCAUUGAUAUUUCAUUCCUGUUUAUUCCAGCUACCUGCAGUGAGGUAUGUGUGGUAGAGCAGCUGUGAGUUGUAAUUAAGUUAAGUGCUGUUAUUGAAUCAUUCUGUGUACAUGGAGUACAUACCAUCCUGAAUAAAAAAAUAACCUGGAUUUGGUUAUUGGUGAUGCUAUUUUGAUAGAACUGUUACAUGCCAGAAAGAUGUAUGUGCCCUGCAUGUGGGAUUUACUUUCAAACAAAAAAUGAAAACUUUGUCUACAAUAUAUCAAUCAUUUUAACUUCAAUUAUGUCACUCAGUGGAUUUCUCAGAGGGAUGAACUUUGUUAAAAUUGCGUAUAAAGAACUGAAUUGUUUGAUUGGUAAAAAGGUAACUUUUAUGUUAUUGAUGCCCACUAGUUACAGUAUUGAAUAUGUGAAAGUAAUGGUGUAAUUAUAGUUUUUCUUUUUUAUCAUGCCUUGCUACUCCUUUAAUUUAAUGGUUAGUAUUUAAUAGUCAAACUUUAUUGUACUUCAGCAUUGAAAAAUAAUUUUGUUUUGCAUUAAUUUCUUGUUAUAAUAUGAUGCCUGUACAUGCAUGUUGUACAUGUAUGUGUAUUUAGACUAGGCAAAAUCUGUUAUCAAGGUGCAAAAUAAAGUGAGAUAAAAAUAGUCUGUUUAAACCAAGCUUUGCCUUAGGGAAUAUUUGAACUAUUACAUGCUUUUAAGUGGGUUCAUUCAAAAACAGCUGGAUUUUAUUAUCUUUACUUAGUUGUAUUAUUGUAUUGUUUUUUAAAGCUCUUAUGCUGCUCUGGUACAUGUAGCAAAGCAGGCUGUCUCUGAUUGAAUGAUAUACUUAUAUGUUUUUUUUUUUUAACGAGACCUUCUUCAUAGUCUGUCAUAAUGUUUUAUUUCAUACAUUGUUAGUCCAAUUUAAAUGUAAGAAUGUUGUCAGGGACAAAACUGAAAGUGAUACAAACACACUGUAUCUAUUGAUUUAAUUACUGCUUUCACUGCAGAUUGUUCUUUAACAAAUUGUUGAAAAUGGUGUAAUAAAAUGUAAAAAAAUGUU